AUGGUGAUACGCCGACUUCGGCUGGACUGUUCUGAGGACGACGAAGACAACGCCGAAUUAGCGCCGUCGCCGUCGCCACCUCAUCUAGAAACAGAAGCUGAUUUACCUCCCCAGCAACAGACUGCCAAUGAUUUAUCUCGGAGCGGUAAUGCUGAGCCUUUUGAAAUUUCUGACGACGAUUUCAUCGACGUCUCUGAUAGUCCCUUGCCGACGUCUCCUCAUCAGCAUCAGAAUCCCGGGCCUCAGGAGAUUCCACCAUCUUCCCGUUCAAACUCCGGUGAGGAUUCUGGUUGUCCCAUUAGCGACUCUCUUCGACGCCUUGGGUUGAACCUGAAAAGAGAAUGGCUCGAUGCUUGUAUUCGUGAACUAGAGAGCUCUGUUCGGGGCUUUUCUGGGUUUGAUGUUACUGCAAAGGCGAAGUUGUGUUUUGAGCAAUUCCUAUUUUCUGAUAUGAACUACUGUGGGAGCGGCAUGCUUCCUGCAAAUGUGGAUUCCAUGCAUCUGGUUGAUCUCCCUGGUCCGUAUGUAUUACAGGUUGAUGAAAUAAUUAACAUUAGCUGUCCGCUUCGAGGAAGAUAUCAACAAGCACCCCCUGGACUUAAAAGGUGCUUGAAGUUAUCUAUGACUGAUGGUAUUCAGAGGGUUUUUGGAAUGGAAUACAGACCCAUUCAAGCUCUUGAAGUCUGUGCUCCUGCUGGUUUGAAGGUUGCCAUCUGUAAUGUACACGUACGCCAUGGACUUCUAAUGCUGGUCCCUGAAACCAUAGAAAUCUUGGGGGGAUUGGUCGAGCAGCUGGAUGCAGCACGAAAGCGUCUUGUUGAUGAAUUGAAUAAGCCUCCUAGGGGAAAAAGAACUAAGAAUGGAGUGCUUCCUCCCUUAGCAGCUAGAGCAACUCUUGCUGCAUGGCCUUCAAGGGGAGCUGAUGAUAUCACGCGCAUUAAUUCUACCAUGCACACUACUCCUUCUAUUCAGAUAAAUAAUCAGCAUGCUAGCCUGAGAGUGUCUAGUGCUGCCAACAGAUUAACAGCCGAAGAUACUCCAGCCAGUAGUGCUCAAAAUGCUGCUUCCAAUUUAAUACCUGACAUGGUUUCAACUGUGGAAGCCACGCAUGUGGACGACACAAGUGCAGAUUCUAUGGCUACUCAACUUUCUGCUACCAUUGCUAUGACAAAGGAAAUGAACAUAAAUACUGUUAAUAUAACUGGGGCAAAUGCUGCAGGCAACUUAUCUUCCCAUGCAGUUUCAAGUGCCGUGGAGGAACACAAUAAUGAUACCAUUCAUAUAAAACAACAGAAUUCUGUGGCUACUCUGUGCUCUCCUAUUGCCCAAAAUGCUAUGGAGGGAAAGACGGAUAGAAGUCCCAUAAUCAUAGAGAGAGCUCUUGACGGGUCCUCCUCCAGGGUUUCAAAUAUUAAUGAUGUUGAUAUGGUUGAGACAACUGAUCACCCGAUGAUGCUGUCUGGAGAUCAGGAAAUUCCUUUCACAUACUUAGCUAGUUUGUCAGCCAAGUGGGUGACGAUGAAGGAUAAAGCUCCUUCUAUUCAGGGAAAAAUUAAGUGCUUCUUGACUGGUGUGAAGGGAUUCCAAUAUAAGCGAAGGAAAACAUAUGAGCUUCAGGCAUACGUUGAUGAUGGUAGCCUUAUUUCUGAGAUCCUUAUAGAUCAUAAUAUUGUUCAGAAAGGGAUUGGCUAUUCUCCAGAGGAGGUCACUGUUGCCCUUUCUUCUGAAGACAAAAAAAUAGUCCAAGACAUGAAGGAGACUAUGCGUACAUUCCAAUAUUUUUUAGCAAACUUCGAGGGAAUAAUGCUUGUGGAGUUAAAUGCAAAGUCUUCUCUUCCAAUUGCCAUAGAGAUGAGCCAAGGCUGUCCACCAUGCGAUGCAUGGUUACUUUUAAGAAGGCUGAGGUUCCUAUUCCCUGCGCGAGCUCAAAGAAAUUGUUCCUCAGAUCCCAUUCAAUUAUCCCCUUGAUCAUAUCUUUAUGGUGAUGGCCUCAGAACUUGAUCUGGAAUAGUCGGUCUCAGAAAUUCAUCACUACCAGCACACAAUGUUCUUGCCUUGAUGUAAGAUGAAACUGUGUAGUGAUCACUAUGCUUUUACCAAAACUAACCUAUAAUUGUGAAGAGGACAUUAUUGUGUACAGAUGGUGACCAUCUAACGCUCUGUGGGUGAGGACCAGGGGUUAACCGUAUACUUUUUCAUCAUAAUCCUUUUUUUAUUUUUGGUUGUGCUUUGGUAGGACUACAAGAGGGAUUCAAUUCUGAAGCAUGCGAUGCCAAGUCUCGUCAAAUAGUUCAUGAACAUAUACAGCGUCGGUAAAUGUAAAUGAUUUAAUCAAUUUUUUUUUGAAGUGAAAAUGAUUUUAUCAAUUUAUUAUACUGUACAUACAUGUAUCAGUGAUUUUUAGCUUCGCAGCAUUUUAACUAAUUACAUAAGGUUUUUCAAUUCUUGCAGUCUCUCCUUGUUAAUGUCAUCACCCCAUUAAACUUGAA
Molecule: messenger RNA, 2489 nt
Organism: Neltuma alba
Lineage: Eukaryota; Viridiplantae; Streptophyta; Magnoliopsida; Fabales; Fabaceae
Product: recQ-mediated genome instability protein 1-like
Exons: 8
Coding region: 1-1968 (655 amino acids)
Biological process (GO): double-strand break repair via homologous recombination; resolution of meiotic recombination intermediates
Cellular component (GO): nuclear body; RecQ family helicase-topoisomerase III complex
Molecular function (GO): nucleotide binding
Source: RefSeq, a predicted model, not a curated record